AUGCCACACUCUUUAUUAGCAAUUAAGCAGAAGUGCACUGGCUGCAAUCAACUCAUUCAAGAUAAAUUUCUAUUAAAAGUAGCCGACGAUUUAUGGCAUGAAGAUUGCCUAAGAUGUUAUAAAUGUACUCAGCCGUUGUCUAAAAGUUGUUAUAUCAAGGAUCACAAGUUAUACUGUAAAGAAGACUACGAUAAACGAUUUGGACGUAAAUGUCAAGGUUGCAAUCUUGGUAUCUUACCGGAUGAGAUGGUUUACCGACUUCAUGGCUCUUGCUAUCAUAUUAACUGCCUCCUUUGUAUAGUAUGUAGUAGACAAUUUAAAGUAGGCGAUAAAUAUUACAUUUCGGAUGAAGGUAAACCAAUUUGUAAAGAAGAUUAUGAUGUCGCCAUAAUGUAUUUUCAGCUACAUCAUCCCAAUCUUAAACGACCUCGAACAUCUAUAACACAACAGCAGUUAAAAAUGCUUAAUUCGGUCUAUCGAAUUAAACCGAGACCAAGUAGAAUUACCAGAGAAAUGAUUGCUACCAAGGUUGGUUUAGAUUUAAGGGUCGUCCAAGUUUGGUUUCAGAAUAAACGUGCUAAAGAUAAGAGAUCAAUUACUUCAGCCCAUUCAAUCAUAACUGAAUAA
Molecule: messenger RNA, 627 nt
Organism: Trichoplax adhaerens
Lineage: Eukaryota; Metazoa; Placozoa; Uniplacotomia; Trichoplacea; Trichoplacidae
Exons: 3
Coding region: 1-627 (208 amino acids)
Biological process (GO): regulation of transcription by RNA polymerase II; neuron differentiation
Cellular component (GO): nucleus
Molecular function (GO): RNA polymerase II transcription regulatory region sequence-specific DNA binding; DNA-binding transcription factor activity, RNA polymerase II-specific
Source: RefSeq, a predicted model, not a curated record